AGACUUUGAAACAUUUUCCCCUAUAAAUGAACUAUCCUUAUAUAGUAUUUCUGACUGAAUCAGCCAUUCAAAAUUGUGGAGUACUUCAAACUCAUAUAUACAACCAGCUGAUCAGCUUAUCACUAGCUCAAUGGCUAGAGAAAAUUCAUCUUUUAUACCUCUAUUUUUAUUGUUUCUCUCCCUCUUCCUAUGCUUUUUCCCUUACAAUUGCUGUUGUAGCAACAAUAAUGGAGUAGAUCAAAUCAAAGGCAUGUUUGUGUUCGGAAGCUCUCUAGUCGACAACGGCAACAACAAUUUCAUACUAGACAAUUCGGCCAAAGCCAACUACUUUCCAUAUGGUAUUGAUUUUCCUUUUGGACCGACCGGAAGAUUUACAAAUGGAAAGAAUGUCAUUGACCUUUUAUGUGAAAGGCUAAUGCUUCCUUUUAUUCCAAGAUUUGCUGAUCCCUUAACUAGAGGAAGUAAAAUCAUCCAUGGUGUCAAUUUCGCUUCGGCUGCUUCCGGUAUACUAGACAGCACCGGUUUAAUAGCGGGAAAUGUGAUAACUUUGAAUGAACAAAUGAGAAACUUUGAGGAAGUAACAUUGCCAGAAUUAGAAGCUCAGUUGGGUUGCAAAAGUGCCCAAUCACUACCACAAUAUUUGUUUGUGGUUGGAACUGGAGGUAACGAUUACUCAUUCAACUACUUUCUGAACCCCAACGGCAAUACAAGUCUUGAAGCUUUCACUGCCAAUCUGACACUCACUUUAUCCCAAAAGAUCAAGAGGUUGUACAGUUUGGGAGGUAGAACAUUUAUAGUGAUAUCCAUAAAUCCAAUUGGGUGUAGUCCCAUGAUUAAAAUAAACAAACCAACGCAAAGUGGUUGCGUAGAAGAAAUGAACCGAGCAGCACAACUCUUCAACCGCCAAUUGAUGUCAUUUGUGGAUUCAAGCAAACAAGAAAUGCCCUUUUCCACUCUUGUUUUUGUCAACUCUUACCAAAUCCUCAAUGAUAUCCUACAAAAUCCAUCCUCUCAAGGUUUUGAGGAAGCCAGUAGGCCCUGUUGUGAAGUACCUUCAUUGAGUGAAGGUGGAAAUGGAGUGUUAUGCAAAAGAGGAGGGCAAGCAUGUGAAAAUAGGAGGAACCAUGUCUACUUCGAUGGGUUGCAUCCAAGUGAAGCUGUAAAUAUCCAAAUAGCAACAAAGGCUUUCUUGUCUCCUCUCAAAACUGAAGUUUAUCCUAUUAAUAUCAAACAAUUGGCCAAUAUAGUGUAGGAAUUAAUAUGAUUGUGUUAAAGGAUGCUCCUUAUUGUACUUUAAAAUUAUGCAAAGGUUGGAACCAAAUAUUAACUAUGAUUACGAUAUUAUA
Molecule: messenger RNA, 1346 nt
Organism: Ziziphus jujuba (common jujube)
Lineage: Eukaryota; Viridiplantae; Streptophyta; Magnoliopsida; Rosales; Rhamnaceae
Product: GDSL esterase/lipase At1g29670
Exons: 4
Coding region: 131-1252 (373 amino acids)
Molecular function (GO): hydrolase activity, acting on ester bonds
Source: RefSeq, a predicted model, not a curated record